This is a messenger RNA of Labrus bergylta (ballan wrasse), 2714 nucleotides long. It is a transcript of the gene aqp11, whose product is annotated as aquaporin 11. Gene Ontology annotation, biological process: transmembrane transport. Gene Ontology annotation, cellular component: membrane; cytoplasm. NCBI's taxonomy places the organism in Eukaryota, Metazoa, Chordata, Actinopteri, Labriformes, Labridae. The record is from RefSeq and is a predicted model, not a curated record. Gene Ontology annotation, molecular function: channel activity.
CUUGUUCACUUCCGCAAUGUGAGUUAAAGGGACUGAAGCUCAAUUUUCCCCCGGUUGGAGCCCUGCAUCCUUCGGAAAAGAGAUCCCAUCAUCCACCACAGGAACGAUACAGAGAGAGAGAGAGAGAGAGAGAGAGCAGAAGCCGGGGAGGAGACCUCAGCUGCCCGGUGCACAGCGGGAGUCUCCCCGCAGGGCAAGCCGCGAACAUGACUGCAGACGUGGCUGUGUCUCUGUCGAUGCUGGUGGGGAUUGUUGCUCUAUGCGAGGUGGCCCGCAGGUUGUUGACACGGGCCCUAACGGACACCGGGCUCUCUGUGUACGCGGUGGAGCUCGUGUCCACCUUCCAGCUAUGCUGCUGCACGCACGAGCUGAAGCUUCUAUCAGAGGUGGGCGGGAUCGAACCUCGCCUCGCGCUCACCUUGACGUACCUGGGGGCUGUGGUGCACGGGCUCACAUUCAGCGGGGCUAUAGGAAACCCCUCCGGUGCGCUCGAGCACGCGUACCACGCGAGGCUCUCGGGCGGGUGCGCACUGCGGAGGAUCGCGUGCCAGUUCACUGCUGCCGCCGCUGCACGAGCUGCGGUGCCGGUGAUGUGGGGUGUGGGUUUGUCGGGGCUGCACGUGAGGCACAAGCUCCUCGGUUACCGGUGCAUCAGCCCCGUUCACGCGCCCCUUUCCAAAGCGGCCGCAGUGGAGCUCGCGUGCGCCUUUGUGGUUCAGACUGCCAUCACGCGCACGAGAUCCGUGGAGGAGAAAUACCGCGUGCACGCUGUAGCUGCGGUCAUCGCCACAGUGGUUUAUGCAGGUGGCAGUGUGACAGGAGCAGUGUUUAACCCUGCGUUGGCCUUCUCCACUCAGUUCCCCUGCAGUGGGAACUCCUUCCUGGACUACUGCCUGGUCUACUGGCUGGGCCCGCUGCUGGGUAUGAUGAGCUCAGUGCUGCUGUUUGAUAAACUCGUCCCUCUGAUGUCGAGAAACUCACCGUCUCCUCAUCUCCCCCUGGACACAAAGAAGAGGACAUGAGACUCAGCGAGCAGAUUUUCAGACCCGGAGCACAAGAGCAGCACAUGUUGUUUCUGACAGACCUGCAGCUGAUCUCAGACAUCACAAGUUAGAAAAAAGAAGAACAGCACUGAUAUGCACUUUUUUUUUAGACUUUAUAAUGAAUCAUCCUGAUGACAGGAGGUCUUUAGGAUGGUUUCACCUCAAAAGCACAUCUUAGUAGCUAAAUAGAAAACUAAAGAUACUAUCUGACAGUUAUUUUUACUUUGAAACUGCAGAGUCUGAACUCUUAGAGGGGUUUUGUCAUCUAAACUAAAAGAAACAAGCAGUUUCCUUUGAGUUUACCAUCAGACAUGUCAACACUUUUUAAAAUCAUCUCCAACUUUUCAAACACUGAAUGUUAAAUAUCUGUCAUUGUAAAUACCAACAUACAGUAUGCUUCAUACCUGCAUGAUUCUGAUGUUUAGGUUGAUGACAGCAUGUUGAUGAGAGAGGAUGCACACAGCUGAUUAAAACACACAAACAUUUUAAUUUCUGGUGGUGAAUCAACUCUUUUACUUCCAGUAUUGUUAAAGUGAGCAUAGUUCUUUUUGUGUGUAUAUAUGUUAAACAUUUAUAAUAAGUUCUCAGUAUGAUCAGAGAUUUAUUAUAUACUGUACUCUCCUUGACAAGUGAUGCAUAGAGAUUAUAAAUACUAUAGUUAUUCUGUGACGUUCCCGAGCAGAGCACAGAGUAGUAAUGUUCACUGUGUGUUAGUGUAGCACAGAUGUAACUGGUGCCUUUAAAUUCUCUGUAAAAAAAAACCCAACUGUGUUUUAUGUGGAUGUAACUGUGAAAUCCUGAGUGUUGAAUAACCAUUUUUAAUCAUGUCUAAUUAAUAAUACUGACAGCACUUUGGUCACGACUGAAAUCCACAGGAUCUGGUUCUUCCAAAGUAAUCCACCAGGAUUAAAGGGAUUGGAUCAAAUCUUUAAAUCUGGUUGUUGAAAAAAAAAAAAAAAAGGAUGUUUUCGGAUAAAAUAAGGUGAUCCCACUAAUAUGACACUAAUGUCUACCUCAUCUAGGAAGCAAUAUAGCAUUCUACUGAAAAUGUAUUUAAUAAAUGUUUUAAAAUAUCUUCUAACAAAUUUGAAAAGUGUCUUACAUUGUUCUCUCCCUGUAUUCCACUGAAUCCUCUGCUGGGAUUUAGAAAAACCCAAUCCUACUCAAAAGUUUAGAACAACAAAAACUGGAGGUUUGAUCCCGUAAUCCUGAUCCCAUAAUCCAGAACCUGAUUUUAAGAUUUGAUCCUACCUGAUAGCUUUAAUCCUGGUGGUACACUACGAUACGAUGCAAUAGGACACGAUACAAAAGGAGGACGUGAUACGAUACUUUAUUGUCCCCUUGCGGUCAUUUGUUCAUUUCAGCGUCUUUUGCACUAAUAUUUGAUUUAGUCUUGUGCAUAUUAGUCUUUGUUUUUAAUUUUGAAUGUUAUACUUUGUACACAGAGAGCACAUUUUAUUGAAUUCAAAUCCUGGCCAAUAAAGCCGAUUCUGACUCAUCUUGGACUUCAAGGAUUUAAUUACUUCUGAACAAUCAGGCCUUCAUGCAUAAGUACCAGCAUGUGAUAUUUUUGGUAGAGGUUUUACAGAAAAAUCUGUAAGUGACUUUGAGAAACAACGUGCACAAAGGAUCCGAAUGUGUGUGUGUGUGUGUGUGUGUGUGUGUGUGUGU